Messenger RNA from Capsella rubella, 1504 nucleotides. RefSeq lists its product as uncharacterized. The transcript has 2 exons. The coding region runs from base 244 to 1275 and encodes 343 amino acids. Gene Ontology annotation, molecular function: peroxidase activity; heme binding; transcription coactivator activity. The record is from RefSeq and is a predicted model, not a curated record. Lineage: Eukaryota; Viridiplantae; Streptophyta; Magnoliopsida; Brassicales; Brassicaceae. Gene Ontology annotation, cellular component: SAGA complex. Gene Ontology annotation, biological process: regulation of transcription by RNA polymerase II; response to oxidative stress.
UCACGGUAAGAAGACGAACUCGGGAACAGAAUAGAAGCGAGAUAUCAAAUGAAACGAGGGAACCAAACAAAAUCCCUCUUUGCCUUUAGGUCUCAAAGGUGAAGCCUUUUCAACUGGGUGCGUGUUGAAAAUUGGGGGGUUUUUUUUUUUAGGUUCAGAAGAGAAAUCUGGGAUCUUAAAAAUUGAAACUUUCAGAUGUGGUUUUAGUUCAACACAAGUAAUUGAGUUGUUAAAUUGGUGAAGAUGGGAUCAGAAGAUCAAGGUUCUUCCCGGCUAGAUACGUUAGAGAUUAAAUCCCUUAUUUUCCGGGAAUUUGGGCAUCAAAGAGCUGAGAGCUACUUCAAUCAGCUCGGAAGGUUCUUCGCCUUGAAGAUCACCAAAUCUGAAUUCGACAAGUUCUGUAUCAAGACCAUCGGUAGACAAAGCAUCCAUCUCCAUAACCGUCUAAUACGUUCCAUCAUCAAGAAUGCUAGUGUUGCUAAAUCUCCGCCAUCAAGAUUCACCAAGAAAGCUGGGGACUUUGCUAGAUUUGGUAGUGGGGAUGCGAAGACCAAUCAAAGUCACUCGCUUUAUGGGGAUUCUGCAUUCUCUCCUUCCACUCGCAAAUGCAGGUCGAGGAAGUUCAGAGACAGGCCGAGUCCACUUGGUCCACUUGGGAAGCCUCAGAGUCUAACUACGACAAACGAGGAGUCGAUGUCCAAGGCUCAAAGUGCUACUGAAUUGCUUUCUCUUGGUAGUAGACCUCCCGUGGAAGUUGCAUCUGUGGAGGAAGGAGAAGAGGUUGAACAAAUGGCAGGAGGUCCAAGUGUUCAGAUACGGAGCCCUGUUACUGCUCCGCUUGGUGUUUCCAUGAGUCUUAGGAAUGGCGCUACUAGAAAGUCUAUUUCCAAUGUAUCUAUGUGUAGCAGUAGUUUCAACCAUGAGACUUGUGAGAACAGCGGUGAACUACCUGAUACAAGAACGCUGAGGAGUCGGUUGGAGAGGAGAUUGGAGAUGGAGGGGAUAAAGAUAACUAUGGACUCUGUUAGUCUUCUAAAUAGCGGGUUGGAUGCGUUUAUGAGAAGGCUGAUUCAGCCUUGUUUGAGUUUGGCUAAUACAAGAUGUGGGAAUGAACGGAUAAGAGAGAUGAAUUACCAGUAUACACAGCAAAGCAGAAGACUUUCAUAUGUAUCGAUGUCAGAUUUUCGUGCUGGUAUGGAGUUGAAUCCUCAGAUACUUGGAGAAGAUUGGCCUAUACUCUUGGAGAAGAUCUGUUCCCGUGCUUCAGACAAGUAAAGAUUGAGCAACAAACACCGUAGUUUAGGAUACAUAGCAUUUGAUUUUACUCCAUUGAACGUGGAAUUUGUGUUUGUCGAAUGUUUCUGGUCUGGUUACUGCUCUUUUGAUAACAGCUACUGAGAUGUUUCAAGUUUCUUGGUGUUGUACAAGUAGAAGUGAGAUAAAAGUAAUAGAGGUUUUGAAGUAAACGCCAUUUGUCUAGCUGAUUUGUUAUUCUCUCCUCUAA